CCACCUGCCCGACCCUCCCUGGCAAUGCCUCACCCGGCCUGCCCACCACAUUCCUGACCCUCCCUGGCAACGCCUCACCCAGCCUGCCCACCACCUGCAUGACCCUGCCUGGCAACGCCUCACCCGGCCUGCCCACCACCUGCCCAACCCUCCCUGGCAACGCCUCACCCGGCCUGCCCACCACCUGCCCGACCCUGCCUGGCAACGCCUCACCCGGCCUGCCCGCCCACCAUCCCCCCAGCCCUGCCUGGCAACCUUCAACCCGGCCCUCCAGACCCUGCCCAGUGACCCCUCACCCGGCCUUCCUGCCCAACCCUGCCUGGCAACUUCCCACCCCACUCUGCCCAGGGCCUGCCCCCAGUUCCUCUCCAGGCCCCCCACCUGACCCUGUUUCCAGCUCCCCUCCUGACCCCUGGUGCAUCUUAUCCUGCCCACCUCUGCCUGCUCUGCCCAGCAGAGCCUGGCACUUUGCUGGGACUCUCCUUGGGGGUUACAGUUCUCCCAGCAAAGGCCCAGACUAUGAGCCCCACAUGAGCCAUCUUCCAGCUUUACUGCCAGGAUGGCCGUGCCCACAACUGGCCCCAGCCCGGUGCCACUAGAGGCAGAUGGCAAGGGCUGUGCCCUGGCUGUCGCCGGAGCCUCAUGCCCUGCCAGUGUGGCUGCACUGGGGAGCUCCCUGGCAGGGCAGCGGCUGCCCCCAGGGCUGUGCCCCGAGUGGCGCUGCCCCAUGCCAGCAGGCGCCCAUGCCAGCCGCCUACAGCGUGGACUACACCACGGGCCGCGUGAUGACCUUCAGCACCGUCUUCGCCGUCAUGUUCAACGGCUGCACCGGCAUCAUGGCCGGCUCCAACAUGUCGGGGGAUCUGAAACGCCCCAGCUACUCCAUCCCCAGAGGCACCAUCGCCGCUGUGCUCUUCACCUACCUCAUCUACAACCUGCUGGCCGUCACGCUGUGCUGCACCUGCGACAGGAUCCUGCUCCAGAAGGACUACGGCUUCCUGCGGGACAUCAAUGUCUGGCCCCCCUUUGUCAUCAUUGGCAUCUACUCGUCCACCCUCUCGGCCUCCAUGAGCAACCUGAUUGGGGCCUCCCGCAUCCUCUACGCCCUGGCCAAGGACGACAUCUUCGGCAGAGCUCUGGCGCCGGCAAAGAAAACCUCCCGCGGUGGGAACCCCUGGGUGGCCGUGAUCCUCUCCUGGGUGGUGGUGCAGCUGGUGCUGUUCUCUGGGAAGCUGAACACCAUCGCCGCCAUUGUGACCAUCUUCUUCCUGCUGGUCUACGCCACCGUCGACCUGGCCUGCCUGGCCCUCGAGUGGGCGUCAGCCCCCAACUUCAGGCCCACGUUCCAGUACUUCACCUGGCACACCUGUGUGCUGGGCAUCCUGGGCUGCGGCAUCAUGAUGUUCCUCAUCAGCCCCAUCUACGCCUCGGCCAGCGUGGCCUUCAUGGUGCUGCUGCUGCUGGCGCUGCACUACCUGUCCCCGAGCAGCAGCUGGGGCUACAUCAGCCAGGCCCUCAUCUUCCACCAGGUCCGGAAGUACCUGCUGAUGCUGGACGUCCGCAAGGAGCACGUCAAGUUCUGGCGCCCCCAGAUGCUGCUGAUGGUGCAGAACCCCCGGUCCAGCCUCCAGCUGAUCAGCUUCAUCAACGACCUGAAGAAGAGCGGCCUGUACGUGCUGGGCCACGUGGAGCUGGCCGAGCUAGACUCCCUGCCCUCCGACCCCCUGCAGAGCCAGGCCGACUCCUGGCUCCUGCUGGUCGACCGGCUGAACAUCAAAGCCUUUGUGAACCUCACGCUGGCCGACUCGCUGAGACACGGCGUCCAGCAGCUGCUCUUCAUCUCCGGCCUGGGUGGCAUGAGGCCCAACACCAUCGUGCUGGGCUUCUACGACAGCGCCGCGCCCCGGGACGGGCUGGCGCAGCACCCGGCCUUCGAGGGCGUCGAGGAGGCGGCGCAGCUGAUCUUCCCGCCGGUGCGGGGGGCCGCGGCCCCCAGGAGGCUGUCGCCCCAGGAGUACGUGGCCGUGGUGGCCGACACGGUGAAGAUGCUGCGGAACGUGAUGCUGGCUCGCUCCUUCGAGCACUUCAACAAGGCGCGGGCGCCCUCCAUCGACGUCUGGCCCCUCAACCUGCUGCGCCCCGACAGCGCCCGCUACGCCGACACCUGCAGCCUCUUCCUGCUGCAGAUGGCCUGCGUGCUCAGCAUGGUGCGCUCCUGGCGCCGCGCCCAGCUCCGCCUCUUCCUGUGCGUGGAGACCGGGGCCAGGACCCGCGGGCACGAGGACAAGCUGCGCCAGCUGCUGAAGGAGCUGCGCAUCCAGGCUGCCAUCCGCAUGGUGCCCUGGGACGCCGUGGUGGCCUUGCACUGGCAGAAGCAGCAGGAGCAGGGGGCCAGGCCGGCGGAGGCCGCCAUGAACUUCCCUGGCAACGCCACCUGCAUCUCCGACGAGUACCUGAAAGCAGCCAACAGGCUGAUCCUGGAGCAGAGCCCCUCGCCCACCAUCCGCUUCCUCUACCUGCCGCGGCCUCCCGCCGACACCAGCCUCUACCCCAGCUACCUGCACCAGCUGGAGCUGCUCACCCGGGACCUGGGCCCCACCCUGCUGGUGCACGGUGUGAGCGCCGUCACCAGCACCGAGCUGUAACCCGGCCUGGCCCCCGGGGACUGCGGCACUCGGACCGGGCCGGCUCACGGCCUCCCGGGCUGGGGUCUCUGGCAGAGAACCCCCCAAGCUCUCCCCCCAGGCCGCCCUCACCCAGGGACUCCCUACACACACCCCACGCUCACUCAGGCCUCCUGCACCCCCGCUGCUGCUCUGCCGGCAGGGUGCUGUGCCAAUCACACCCAGUCCUGGCAGGCCGCCGCUGGUAAUUGCCGGGACUCGGACGGCCCCGGCUGGAGAACCCGUCAGCCCCCGAGAAGCUUGGGCAGCGGCAGUGACGGGCACGGAGACUCCGGUCAGCCCGGGUGGUGUGACGAAUGCCCUGGAGUCUCCGCGUUCCCUGGUGGGCUGGGAUCUAGGGGGGCGGCGAGGGGAGCGAGAGCCCGGCAGGUAAAUGGCCCCAGCCCAGCGUGGGCGACGGGCAGGGCCUGUGCCCGUAACUUCUUUUGCACUGAAACAUGUUACUGAAAUAAAUCUGCCAUGGGAGGCUCCAGGCAGAACCCUGGCCUGGGUUAUUGAGUGUCUGGGUUUGCUGCUGUCUCCGGCUGUCCCCCGCGCUAGCCCAGUGGGUGCCCGGGUGCAGCACGUGCCCACCGGCAGCCUGACCCCGCCCCCUUUGCUGUUGGCGUCCCAGGAAAGGAGAAU
This is a messenger RNA of Mauremys mutica (yellowpond turtle), 3308 nucleotides long. Its product is annotated as solute carrier family 12 member 9-like. Lineage: Eukaryota; Metazoa; Chordata; Testudines; Geoemydidae. The transcript has 10 exons. Bases 560 to 2872 code for a protein of 770 amino acids. The record is from RefSeq and is a predicted model, not a curated record. Gene Ontology annotation, biological process: chloride ion homeostasis; potassium ion import across plasma membrane; chloride transmembrane transport. Gene Ontology annotation, molecular function: potassium:chloride symporter activity. Gene Ontology annotation, cellular component: membrane.